Molecule: messenger RNA, 366 nt
Organism: Talaromyces marneffei
Lineage: Eukaryota; Fungi; Ascomycota; Eurotiomycetes; Eurotiales; Trichocomaceae
Exons: 3
Coding region: 1-366 (121 amino acids)
Biological process (GO): mitochondrial respiratory chain complex IV assembly
Cellular component (GO): mitochondrion
Source: RefSeq, a predicted model, not a curated record
AUGCCGAGUUCCUGCAGAGAUAUCCGAGCUGCGCUGGCGCAAUGUCUCCAAGAAUCAGACUGUAUAAUGGUGCAACGCAAUUCACCAAACGACUGCCUCCGACAGCCCUUGUCAGAUGACCUACCAGUCCGGUGUCAGCAGUUAAGCAAAGCUCUUUCGGACUGCAAACGCGGCCUAGUCGAUAUGCGCAAACGAUUCCGCGGCAAUGCACCCAUCUCUGUAAACAGAGAAAUCGAAGGCGGCGGCGGCACAAAAUCGACCCAGGCGCCGCAGCAGUUGUAUGCUGGAAAGCCGGCAUUGUCGUCUGUCAAGGAGAUUAAUGGUGAUGAGGUGCAGAUGGAUCCUGAAAAGACGAGAGGAUUAUAA